This is a messenger RNA of Physcomitrium patens, 4442 nucleotides long. RefSeq lists its product as uncharacterized. Gene Ontology annotation, biological process: early endosome to late endosome transport. NCBI's taxonomy places the organism in Eukaryota, Viridiplantae, Streptophyta, Bryopsida, Funariales, Funariaceae. The record is from RefSeq and is a predicted model, not a curated record. Gene Ontology annotation, cellular component: late endosome; transport vesicle; plasma membrane. Gene Ontology annotation, molecular function: guanyl-nucleotide exchange factor activity; SNARE binding.
AUUAUGGUAAUAUCGCGCCGGGAGAUGAAAGCGCACAAUGGUGGAAUUACUGUUCCAAAAGUUCUCUCACGAUUCUCUGGGAAAAGAGCAUGGUGGUGUGACGUGGUGGGUAUUUUCCCUCGAGAGCACUCAGUUUUACCGCCGAUCGACCGGAAAAGCCCCCAGAUUGCCAAUCAAAGCUGCCGAAAGCGCACCGUGUCCGUUUCGAGCUCUCUUCUCUGGAACAAUCCCGGGUCGCAGAAGACUGUAAUAGUAGAAGAUGACGAUCUGUGAUCCCAUCGUCUCUCGGAAUAGCUCGCCCCUCAACCCACCUGUCUGGGUCACCUGGAUCUCGUAUUACAUUACAUUAUAUAUCUUUACCUUGAUAGGCUGUCUCCGAGGCGAUCGCUUCUAGUCGUUGAGAUAUAUCAUAGGCUCACCCCGAUGUAUUUUGUUGGCCCUGGAGUUGUUUCGGAAUGGAAUCGUGAGUUUGUCUGGAAUAUGUGUAGCAAGUGAAUCUGGGUUUUGGGGUUGUAGUCCUUGGGGCUUAAUUGCUCUGAAAUUAAGGAAGUGAAUGGUGAUUUUGGUGAGGAGGGGUCAGUAUUUUGUUUGUGGUUGCUGUUGGAAUUGUGGUCAGCGACUGCGGCUAGUGGCUCUGUUUCCAAGUCUUUGAUUAGCUCUUUGAGGUUUUAGACGAUCUCAGAUGAUUUUUGGGUGCUUCAUUGGAUUGGGGGACUUUCGUGUGCUUGUGUUAGCGGACUUGGUGUGCAGCGAUUCUCAGAGGUUGGACAAGGGUAGGUGUGAUUAGUUGUGAUCUUCCACGGUUGAUUCUGGAUUACUGUCUGUGUCGCUAAUGCGCAUGUUUACGCCGAUUGCGAGGGCAUGGGUGAUGUGUGGGGCGAUUAGGAGGCAGUCGUGCAAGGUGGGUGCAUGCAGUCGUCAGAAAUAAUGAUGAAGUUUGUGGGCGCUCAAUGAGGAAGUCGAAAUAGCCCAUGUUUUAGGUUUGAGUGAUUUGAUAUUGUUUGUAAGCUUUGCGUGAGUGAGUAGGGAGAGUGCCAUUGAAUGUGGUGGAGAACUUGAAGAUGAAGUUUUCAUUUAGAAGGCGGAAAUCUUCAACGAAAUCCAAGUCUGAGAGCCAGCAUGGGGCAACUGGGGUGUCGGGAGUGAAGGCACGGAUCCAGCUGCGGCUUCUGUCCCAGUUGAAAUGGGAGGCGUACUGCCCGAAGAAAUUGAAGGGAGAGAAGCCUGGGAAAGGGGCGGGUAGACAGGAGCCACUCGCAGUCGCAAAGGAUUUGUGGUCGGGCUUGGAUACAUUUCAAGGAUGCACGGACUUUCUGCAGUCGAGUGGGUUGAACACCCGUGCCCUAAGGCAUGCGGCCCGAAUGGUCGACCAUUUCAAAAGUUCGUAUCAAAUAGAAGACUCCUCUUUAUCUAAUGAAUUCCGAAUUGCGGCGUGUAAGGAAACUUUGCGACAAAUUGCGAAGUCUUUGGUUGAUCAGACUCUGGCCAGCAACCCGAGGCUCGAAUCUUAUUGCAUUGGCAACGAAGAGAACAUGAGCCAACUUCGGAGUGCUUGCGAGACAUGGGUGCUGGGUUCCGUGUAUGAGAAAGUCCUGGGCGCAUGUAAGCUCAUGUUUGGUCAGAGUGACAAAAUUUUGGACUACAAUCUCGCUCGACUAGAUAAGGUAGACCCAAUUGUUCUCGGCGUUCGGUCUGAGUUUAAGGAUUUCGUGCUUGGGGAGGCACUAUUGCAGUUUAGGAUGAUUAACAGGGGCCGCACGCCUUUGGAAAAGGCUAUUUGCCUCCAGAAGACUAUCAAUUGUAUAAUUGAAGGUAUUCAGACUGUAAUAUCUUCCUGCAGCGGCACGACAGCCGAGAAGGAUGGUUUGCUUCCCUGCACAGAUGACCUGCUCUCCUUCAUGUUGCUUCUCAUGGCUCGGUCUCGGGUGAAGAAUCUGCAAGCCAACGCUUGCUACAUGGACAAUUUUCUCUCUCUGCAAGCGGAGAACGAACAAAGCGGAGAGCUUGCUUACCACGUCACUAAUUUUAUGGCUGCUUGCAAUUAUCUUAAUUCAUUAGAAGUUGAGAAGCUUGUUGCAUCUGUUUCAGCACCUUCCACUGCAGAGAAAAUCCCCGCAUCGUUGAAGUCGCCGAGAUCUGUGGCUUCCUCACCUGUUAGAGUCGCCCCUAUUUACAGCACAUCGCAUAGUUUCGAACCUGACGUCCACAGCAUGAAUGGAGAGAUCUUCAUUGUGGAUAUGUUUGAUGGUCGAGUAUCUGGUCGCCACAUGAGUCAAUCGGAGAUGGAGUUACGUAGCAUCUCGGAAAAAUGCCUCGGGCAGAGUGGUUUGCGAGAGAGCUCAAAAUCAAGAGGUGGCAGUCUACAUGUGCCAUUUCCAUGAGGUUCCCCCGAAUUUUUUCUUGCCUCCACAUGUUAGUGACAUCUGAGAAUUACAACAAAUCCAUGUACAAUAGCAAACUGGCUGAUCAAGCUGAAAACUGAAUCGUCUCCUACAUUUUUUCACCAAAGUGUGGCAUCUAUUGAAAUGUGAAUGUUCGUCUCUCCAUUUGUUUGAACUACAUGAUGGAUUUUUUAUGGAUUAGCAGCAAAGGUGGAAUUCCUAUUUCCAAUGUAGUCGAAGUAGUGUUUGCUCUCUAGCUCAUUUUCGAGUGUAGAUUGAUUUGGUGAGGAGAACCAUGAAGUGCUGACAUAGAGUUCGGGAAUAUACGACAUGUGUUUAUGACCAACACGGUUUUCCUGCGGAUGUCUCUUGAUUGUGAAUGUCGGUGCUGUGGUGAUCCGUUGGCCAGUGUUUGUCCCCUGUAAAGAUUGCCCUCAAUGGGGUUGAUCUCGUGUUUGAGUCGGUGGACAGGACGUCGGCUUAGGCAUUCUUUCCCACCACAUUGCGUUGAUCGGUCCACACCAUGAACCUUAGAAGCUUUAGCGUUUGGGGUAUUUUAAUCCGUUCGUAAUUCGCGUGAAACUCAACGAUUCGCUACACGUCUGGUGCAAAGGUGCUGAAGAUUUACUCCACACAUUUAGGUGAAAUUUUGUGCAUGGUUGUGUAGAGCCUCACCGAAUGGGAAUUUGCAGAGAUGAGUUUCCAGAUACGCAAAUGCGUUCAAUUCUUGAGAAGCCGGCUCAAUCCCAGUGGUCGUGGUGCUUUUCUUUGGAGCUUGUUGUGGAAUCUUCAGACGUAAAGGCCCCUUCUGGAUUGUCUCCGCAUAUUGUGGAUGUUCUUGAGGUGCUCGUUCUGACCAAACGUUUGCUACGAACUGUGUCGAGAUUCAGAGCUCUAUUCCUUUCUCUUCCUUUUUCCAAACCUUUCAAACUUAUCUUAUCUAGGAUAAAGAUUCUGUUAUUUUGUCCGAUAUCGACCUAUAUAUCAAAGCAAAUAUGGACAGGAUGCGAGCGUCAUUUAUGGUGGCAGUUGGGUCUACAUUAGUUUCAGCUGGUCUCUCUCUUGCUUAUGUCCAUUACGGGAUCCCCCACAAACCGCACCCAUCGUCACAGCCUUCGCAUCCGUCCACUCCCCUUCCUGACUCGCCAUUAUCAUCCGAACUUCCCUCAAACCCUUAUUCUAAUUUCAACAAGCAGCACCAUGAGGUCACGUCCCGAUGUGACUAUGGACCUCUUUGGGAAUGCAUUGUUAACGGCAAUGGAGGCUGCGAGGAUUUAGAAGAGGAUUUACGUGAUUGUUUGAAGAGAGCUGAAACUAUUCUUGACAAAGCCAGCCAUUCUAGGAGUCUUUGAUUGGUCGUCUCACCAACUCCUCAGGCAGUUUUCCUUCAGGGAUCUCUGGCGAAAACUUGGCAUUCUGGUAGCUGCAGCCAGUUGUGAACCUCGAGAUCUAGACGAAGACUGUAUAGAACUUUUAAGCAACAAUCUUCACCGACGGCAGUGUGCUCCCUCGCGAAUUCUCGGAGGUUAGGUUUCACUUUGCUUCCUGAUGAAGUCGCAAGAAAAGUUCAAGUAAUGAUUAAUGAUUGGUGGAGAAGUAGAGGCUGCUCAAGGACGCUGCCUUUUCUCUUGGACGGAGGUUGCAAUCAUCGUGUCAUGAGAGCUCCGCACUGAGUACACCAGUAAGCAAAUACUCUACUUGCUCAUUGACUUUCAUCUAUGACGAAGGUCGCAUGCUCAAACAUGCUCCAGGUGACGAUAUCGCUAUCACAAGUGUACGAUAUGGAAAUUCUUUGCAAGAUGUCAACCUGCAAAGGCGGAACCAAGUACUGUAUAAGAUUGUAUUUCAGAAACCAUCAAAAGUUACGUUCACAAUAAUCUGGACGCUGUUGCUGAAAGUAGAAUUGAAUCCACUUAUGGUUCACAGAUUGUGGAGCUGCUUCUGAACAUCGUUUAGACCUCAGGUAGAGUGUGGAAAGUUGGGUUCAUUAGGCUUCAUUUGUACUAAACGGAUCAACUGCCUGUUCGUAAUGCUGAUUCAAUGUUUGCUUUUCACGGUUCA